AUGAAGUUGAUUCUGUUCGUGACACUACUUGCCGUUGGUUUGGCACAUGCCACAGAAAAGGCUCAACCCACCAAAGAUGGCAAAGUAACAAAUAAAAGAAGCAUUUACUUUGGUUCCGUUAAGUCUUAUAUACCCACUGGAAGCAGCUUGGGAUAUUCUUCUGGAUCGACAGGUUACUCUGGCUUCAACAGUGGCCUAAGCGGGUCCUCCAACGACUUAACCGGUUACGGUGGUUAUAAUGCUGGUAACACUCACGUGCACUCUGACUUCGGUAGCCUUGGCGGUUACAGUACUGGUAACACGCACUCGCACACCCAUACUCAUGAAGUGCAAACAAUUACUCAACAUGUAGCAGUACCAGUUCCUAAACCAUAUCCAGUGACUGUUGUUCAAAAAGUUGCAGUACCACAACCCUAUCCUGUACAUGUUUCUCAUCCAGUACCUGUACCUGUUCAAGUUAGAGUACCUGUGGAAGUACCAAAGCCAUAUCCAGUGCACGUAAACGUUCCAGUGCCAUAUGCUGUUAAAGUGCCAGUUGAGGUUGCCAAGCCUUACCCUGUUAUAGUAGAAAAACCAGUUUAUGUACAAACCUAUGUUGUUAGUUCUGGAAGCGGUUAUGGAUCUGCUGGAAAUAGUUAUGGUAGUGGGUCCAGUGAUGGUGGAAGCAAUUAUGGUAGUGGAUCAUAUGGACGAUCUAGUCAUGGUGGAAAUAAUUAUGGCAGUGGGUCAUAUGGAGCAUCUGGUCAUGGUGGAAAUAAUUAUGGCAGUGGGUCAUAUGGAGCAUCUGGCUAUGGUGGAAAUAAUUAUGGCAGUGGGUCAUAUGGAGCAUCUGGUCAUGGUGGAAGUGGUUAUGGUACUCGGUCAUAUGGUGGAUCUAGCUAUGGUGGAGGUAGCAAUUCGUACAGUUCAGGUUCCUCAGGCAGUUCCUUUGGUAGCAGCGGUAGUUUGUAUCGAUCUGGAAGUCAUGGAUAUGGUUCCAAUGCACGUGAUUGUUAA
Messenger RNA from Ceutorhynchus assimilis (cabbage seed weevil), 996 nucleotides. NCBI's taxonomy places the organism in Eukaryota, Metazoa, Arthropoda, Insecta, Coleoptera, Curculionidae. The record is from the annotation of a GenBank genome assembly.